AUGAGAGUUGUUGUAUUGCUGUGUCUGCUGCAUGCAGCUUUUGCUUCUGGUGAAAGCUGGGGGAGUGACUCAGCUUUGGACGAUUCCAGUUUGUGUCUUGCGGAUAAGGCCUCAUGUGGCUGUUGUCUGAUGAAUACGCAGAUGGAAAGGAUGGAGAAUUUCUUCAACUUAAGCGUGUCCUAUAUGAGGACAUGUAUUGGCAAAGCAAAUCUGAUCGUCAGCCAAUUGACAGAAAAUCGCAGUGCCUUCUCCGUCUCUCUGAGCAAUGAUAGUAGUGUGGACUACUUUGAAAACACCACGGUCAUCUACAAUCAUGUCUUUCUCAACCUGGGUGAUAACUACAACACAUCUAGCGGUGUCUUCACUGCUCCGCGUGCUGGCGUCUACAGCUUUGCGGUCACCAUCUACAGCGGUAGGGUUAACCACUCCUGCGCUGAGCUGCAGGUUAACGGCAUAGUGGUGGUUAAAAUCACCGAACGAAAAGCCAACGAUGCUGAAGACAGCGCCACUGUUGUUAUUACUCAGUCCCUGAUGGCUGGGGACUGUGUUUUGGUCUUCGUGCCUACAGGAUGUUACAUUAGUUAUGACAACAACCACCGUACCACGUUCACUGGCUUCCUGUUGUUUUCCUUGGAUAUGGAUCACAAAUACUGACAGUUUAUGAGCCUGUUAGAUGAAAUCUGACCUUAAGCCCUUACUCUCCAUCUGAUUUAUCUUUACUGUUAGCAAUGCUGCCAUCCCUAUUUUGUUUUUUUAUUCAAUUAUUGUUUCAUUACACUGUAA
Centropristis striata (black sea bass) is the source of this 783-nucleotide messenger RNA. Its product is annotated as cerebellin-1-like. The record is from RefSeq and is a predicted model, not a curated record. The transcript is spliced from 4 exons. Gene Ontology annotation, molecular function: protein binding. Bases 1 to 654 code for a protein of 217 amino acids. NCBI's taxonomy places the organism in Eukaryota, Metazoa, Chordata, Actinopteri, Perciformes, Serranidae.